GAUAGAUUGUUUCUGGUUUUCUCGGCCCGCCCCAAGCAAAUUGAGCUUAAACUAAACUUCCCAGCAAGCAGCACGCUUGCCUGGAACUCGAGGCAAGAUGGCGGACCCUUGUCCGCCUGCUGCCCUGCCAAAUGCUCCGGUUUCUUUCGCUUUUACUCGCACGGCUCCCCGGAGGCGGCUGGCAGACACUGAAGACGACGAAGGACCGGCCUCAGAGAAGAAAGAUUUCUUGACGACCGUGGAAGGGAGGGAGCUGCAGAGUGUGAACCCUCCAGAAGCCCCCAAGGAACUGGUGAUCCCGUUGAUCCAGAAUGGCUCUCGCAGGCAGCCACUGCCCAAGAACCGUAAGCCAUCCCCAGAAACUAGUGCCAUGCUGAUAUCAGAUGGUGUGUUGUCCCAGGCUGUGAAGGAACUCAUUGAGGAAUCCAAGAAGUCUCUGGAGGAGAGGGAAAAUGCAGGUGUUGACCCCACACUCGCUAUCCCCAUGAUCCAGAAAGGAUGUACUCCCAGUGGGGAAGGAACAGAAGUCGAACCUCAGGCUGAGACAGUGCCAGAGGAAGCCGACUAUGAGGCAGUGCCUGUGGAAGCCUACGGGCUCGCUAUGUUGCGGGGCAUGGGAUGGAAACCUGGCAAGGGCAUCGGCAAUACUUUCAGUCAGGUAGUGAAGCCUCAAGUCAACUCCAUAAGGCCCAAGGGCUUAGGGUUGGGUGCCAACCUGAUGGAGGCCAACGCCUUGGGCUCCGCUGGCUCUUACCACCCGUCAAGACCAGAUGAGGAUCAAGAGGAUAAGAAAGGCCAACCUCAAGGGUUGGUGCCUGGGAGAGCUGUGGUUGUCCUUUCUGGCCCUCACCGGGGCCUCUAUGGGAAGGUAGAAGGCCUUGAUCCUGACAAUGUACGGGCCAUGGUUCGGCUGGCAGUAGGCAACCGUGUAGUGACUAUUAGUGAAUAUUGCCUUCAGCCUGUUUCCCAGAAGGAAUUUGAUAACCAUACCUCGCAGCCAGUCCAUGGGAGCAGAACUUCUACAGAGCAGCAGAACAGAACACCUGGAAUAGCCUUGUCGUUGAAGGCCCUCCAGAAUCAGGAGGACUCAAAGAGGAGACAGACAGAUUCAGAAAAGAAGCGGAAAUACCCUCCAGACCGACAGGAUGGACCUGUAGCGAAGAGUGAGAAAGCAGCCCCAGAGAACAAGCACUGGCUGCACAGGGACUUACGUGUGCGCUUCAUUGACAAAGUAUACAAGGGCGGCCGCUAUUACAACACCAAGAUGACAAUUGAAGAUGUCCUGAGCCCAGAUACUUGUGUGUGUCGGACAGAUGAAGGCCGAUUUCUGGAAGAUGUGAGAGAAGACAUGCUGGAAACCCUGGUUCCCAAGGGAGAGGGCUACUCUGUGAUGGUGGUGCUGGGACCAUAUGCUGGAAAGGUGGGACGACUUCUGAGUCGGGACAGAGAACAGAGUCAGGCUGUGGUACAACUUGCUAGCAAAAAGCAGGUGAUAGAACUCCACUAUGAUGCCGUCUGCCAGUACAUGGGCCCCACCAAUGCAGAUGAAGACUGACAUGUGGACCACUGCCAUCACUCAGGCUGUCACUACUUGUGUAGAUAUUUAUAACAGAUGCCAUGGGAGAGGAAUGAUCUAUCCUCCUUUGAGGUGCAAGGACAGUGACAUGAAUAGAUAGACCAGGCUAUUUACCAAAAUUUAAAGUAUAAUAAAAAAAUUCUUAAUUUUUUUAAAGAUUUAUUUAUUAUAUAUGGAGUAUUCUGCCUACAUGUAUGCUGACACACCAGAAGAAGACACCAAAUCUCAUUAUAGAUGGUUAUGAGCCACCGUGUGGUUGCUGGGAACUGAACUCAGGACCUUUGGAAGAGCAGACAGUGCUCUUAACCUCUGAGCCAUCUCUCCAGCCCUAAGAAAACAUUUUAAAUAGCAGGAGAUUAAAGUCAAAACCAGUAUGUGAGCUAUGAAUUCAGGUAGGAACUGAGAUGACUGAGGUGGAAAUACUUCAUUUCUUAGCCUGAUUUCCAUGUUGAGGGUACAGGCCAAGUUAAAUUACCCAUUCAAGACAGAGCUCACUCUAGGAACGUAGAAACUGAAAUCUGUCCCCCGACAAACACUGUAGACUCUCCAGUACCACAUCUCAGAACAACUUAAUGAGUUUGGAUCUUGAAUGGACUUCAAAGGCCCAUGGCUUCUUUUUUUUUUUUUUUAAGAUUUAUUGUGUUUUUAGUUUGUGUGUGUCUGUGUCUGUGUGUGUGCAUGCCUGUGUCUGUAUAAGAGUAUGUGAUUGUAAGUACAAAUGUUUUCAGACACCAUGAGUAUUAAGUCCCCCUGGAGUUGAAGUUACAGGCAAUUGCAAGCUGCCCAACAUGGAUGGGUACUAGGAGCCAAAGUUGGGUCCUUUGGAAGAGCAGCAAGCACUCUUAACCACUAAGCCAUCUCUCCAGCCCAUAGGCCCAUAUCAUAAAGGAUUCUUGGGCAGGAUUAUGCUAGUAACAUGUACUUUCGACCUUUGAAAAGUGAAGGCCUUGUAGAGAGUAUUUACAUUAUGACUUAAAGCCUCCCAAACUGGACCAAAUUAGACCUUUCUUCUUUAUAUUUAUGCCUGAUAGUUUGUCAUUGUAAGGGGAAAGUGACUUGCUGCGCCCACUGACAACUCUAGUAGGGGCACCUAUUGAUCCAUGCUCCAGGACAGACCUCCAGGUAUGUCCCUGAGCUGAUAUGCACUGAAGAGAAAUGAGGAUGUAUACCUACAAAUGAGAUGGGUUAGCUCUAAUCUCCAAAGGAGCCAGUCACUUUCAGUCCCCGAAGCAUUGGCUUAGAGGUUAAAGGAUAUUUCUGACUCGUGGUUUCUCUGCUUGCCCUAUAUUCUAAAAAAAAAAAAUGUUAUUGUUAAGAAUCCUGAACCUUUUUCUUGCUUACUGGCCUGAGAUAAAACUCAACAAGAGAAGUCAGAGCCUUAGACACUAUUGGGUUGUUUGUUUGUUUUGGGUUUUGGUUUUUGGUUUGAUUUUUGAGAUGGGGUUUUUCUAUGUAGCCUUGGCUGUCCUGGACUAGCUUUGUAGACCAGGCUGGCCUUGAACUCACAGAGAACCUCUGGCCUCUGCCUCCCUGAGUGCUGGGAUUACAGGUAUACUGACAAAAUUGUUUUAAAAUCAUCCCUGAAGCCUAAGUCAUUCGUGCAAUAAAUGGUAUUUGACUUAAAUCUGGGCCACAGGUAGAAAUACCUAACUUGUAAGCCUAUGGCAUACCCUGAAAAGAAUCCAAACCCCCCAGUACAAGAGAAUACAGGUAAAUGUGGCUAGGGCUGGGGCUCAAUGUUGGUGUAUUUGCCUAGCAUGUGGGUUCCAUUCACAUAACCACCAGGGAAAAAAAGAAAUCACUGUCGCUGUUGAACAAAGGCAAACUGAAUUCUCGAGCCAAAAUGAACAGACAAAAAGACAUUAGUUACUGAGUGUGGUGACACAUAUCUGUAACCUUGCAUUUGAGAGGCUGAGACAGGAAGAUUUCUAUGAGUUCCAGGACAGUCUGAGCUUCACUGAAAGACCCUUUCUUCAAAACCUAAAAAAAAACAGGAAAUAUACUGGAUGUGUUAUUACACAUGAGUGUGAAUGAAGCCAGCCUGGACUACAUAACAUGUUCCAGGCCAGCUAGGGCUACAUAGUAAGUACCUGUCUCAAAAAAGAAAUAAGGAUGGCUUUUUCUCUUCCUUUUUACCCCUUUUAUGUUUCUCUCUUAUCUAAUUGAUAUAUGUUACACUUUAACACUGUAUCAAAUAAGGGGAGAGUGGGUAUCUUUCCUUGUCUCAUUCCUGACUAGAGGAAAUUCUCAGUGUGUCUCUAUUUAAUGCUGGCUAUAAGUUUAUUGUAUAUAGCCUUUAUCAUUGUGAUGUAUUUUCCAUCUAUUCCUACACUCUCCAGGACUUUUAUCAAAAACCUUGUCAAAUGGGUUUUCAGCAUCAACUGAAAUAAUGUGGUUUCUGUCCUUGAGUUUAUUUAUCUGAUGUAUUCCAUUUACUGAUUCAUGUAUGUUGAAACAACUUUGCCUUUCUGGGAUGAAGCCCACUUGGUUGUAAUGUGUAAUCUUCUCAGUGUGUUCCAGAACUCGGUUUGUAAGCAUUUUAUUAGAAAUUUUUUAACAUAACAUUUUUAUUGUUUCUGUGGGAAUUUUACAUCAUGCACCCUGCUCACACUCAUUUCCCCUACCUUCCAUGUCUGCUCCCUACCUUGUGACCUCCCCCCAAAAAGGAAUAAUAAAUAAUAAAUACAAAUAAAAAAUAAAAACUAAGAUCAAUUUGU
Meriones unguiculatus (Mongolian gerbil) is the source of this 4293-nucleotide messenger RNA. RefSeq names its product G-patch domain and KOW motifs (gene Gpkow). Gene Ontology annotation, cellular component: spliceosomal complex. The coding region runs from base 98 to 1555 and encodes 485 amino acids. The record is from RefSeq and is a predicted model, not a curated record. Lineage: Eukaryota; Metazoa; Chordata; Mammalia; Rodentia; Muridae. The transcript is spliced from 11 exons. Gene Ontology annotation, molecular function: nucleic acid binding. Gene Ontology annotation, biological process: mRNA splicing, via spliceosome.